This is a messenger RNA of Polistes canadensis, 689 nucleotides long. It is a transcript of the gene purple, whose product is annotated as 6-pyruvoyl tetrahydrobiopterin synthase. The record is from RefSeq and is a predicted model, not a curated record. Gene Ontology annotation, molecular function: 6-pyruvoyltetrahydropterin synthase activity. The coding region runs from base 233 to 655 and encodes 140 amino acids. The transcript has 3 exons. NCBI's taxonomy places the organism in Eukaryota, Metazoa, Arthropoda, Insecta, Hymenoptera, Vespidae. Gene Ontology annotation, biological process: tetrahydrobiopterin biosynthetic process. Gene Ontology annotation, cellular component: mitochondrion.
UUCUUUUAUAAAUAUUUUUCGAAAUGGUUUAAUUACGUCGCAUAACCUCGAUUAUAGAAUGUUUUCAAUAAUCGUCCUUGAUUUUUUCUAAAUAACCACUUUUUCUAGUUAAAUAUUCAUAAAUAUAGAUUACUUUUCGUUGUAUAAUAUUGCAACAGUUAUAAACUAUUACAAUAGAAUAAGCGUGUUUUAGAAUUCAACUUGCAGUUAACUGUCAAAGAAUUUCCUUAAAAUGGCCCAACCAAUUGCUUAUUUAACAAGAAAAGAAUCAAUAUCCAGCUGUCACAGAUUGCACAGCCAUCAGCUGAGCGAAGAAGAAAACAAAGAAAUAUAUGGAAAAUGUAAUAAUUUUUGGGGACAUGGACAUAAUUAUACGGUUGAAGUGACAGUCCGUGGACCCUUAGACCCUAAAACUGGUAUGGUUAUGAAUAUAUCUGAUUUAAAAGUAUACAUGAAAAAUGUAUUGAUGGAUAGACUGGAUCACAAAAAUUUAGACAAAGAUGUACCUUAUUUUAAAUAUGUUGUAUCAACUACUGAAAAUUUAGCUAUAUAUAUUUACAACGAAUUGAAAAAAGAAUUGCCUAAUCCAGAUUUAUUGUAUGAAGUGAAAAUUCAUGAAACUGAUAAUAAUAUUGUUUAUUAUAGAGGAGAGUAAAUGUUUCAUCUCUAUUUCUUAAUAGAAAAAAGUU